CCGGCAGCACCAAGACUGGCAGGCAUCAAGUACAGGGCUUUCUGGAGCCAUGGCCCACCAGUGGGGCCCCCAAGGACUCACAGGUGGACAGCCGCAGGCCAACUUUGAAGACAGCACCCAGGCAAGCAUCUUCACCUACACCAACAGCAACACCACCAGAGGCCCUUUUGAAGGCCCCAAUUACCACAUCGCUCCCCGAUGGGUGUACCACCUCACCAGCGCCUGGAUGGUCUUUGUGACCAUUGCUUCUGUCCUCACUAACGGUCUUGUUGUGGUGGCCACCAUGAGAUUCAAGAAGCUGCGCCACCCUCUGAACUGGAUCCUGGUGAACUUGGCUGUCGCUGAUCUGGCAGAGACCCUCAUUGCCAGCACCAUCAGUAUUGUGAACCAGAUCUAUGGCUACUUCGUGCUAGGCCACCCUCUGUGUGUUGUGGAGGGCUACACCGUCUCUUUGUGUGGGAUCACGGGUCUCUGGUCUCUGGCCAUCAUUUCCUGGGAGAGGUGGCUGGUGGUCUGCAAGCCCUUUGGCAACGUGAGGUUUGAUGCCAAGCUGGCCAUCGCAGGCAUCACCUUUUCCUGGGCCUGGGCUGCUGUGUGGACAGCCCCACCCAUCUUUGGCUGGAGCAGGUACUGGCCCCAUGGCCUGAAGACUUCCUGUGGCCCGGAUGUAUUCAGUGGCAGCUCAUACCCGGGGGUGCAGUCUUACAUGGUUGUCCUCAUGAGCACAUGCUGCAUCAUGCCACUCAGCGUCAUAGUGCUCUGCUACCUGCAUGUGUGGCUGGCCAUCCGAGCGGUGGCGAAGCAGCAGAAAGAAUCCGAGUCCACCCAGAAGGCGGAGAGGGAGGUGACACGCAUGGUGGUGGUGAUGGUCCUCGCAUACUGCCUCUGCUGGGGGCCCUACACCCUCUUCGCCUGCUUUGCCGCUGCCCAUCCUGGCUACGCUUUCCACCCUCUGGUGGCGGCCCUUCCAGCCUACUUUGCCAAAAGUGCCACUAUCUACAACCCCAUUAUCUAUGUCUUUAUGAACCGGCAGUUUCGAAACUGCCUCUUGCAGCUUUUUGGGAAGAAGGUGGAUGAUAGCUCUGAAUUCUCCAGUACCUCCAAAACAGAGGCCUCUUCUGUCUCUUCAGUGUCACCUGCAUGAGUCUCUUCCAGCCCUGACA
Messenger RNA from Manis pentadactyla (Chinese pangolin), 1163 nucleotides. RefSeq names its product long-wave-sensitive opsin 1. Gene Ontology annotation, cellular component: photoreceptor outer segment; membrane. Gene Ontology annotation, biological process: visual perception; G protein-coupled receptor signaling pathway; phototransduction. Gene Ontology annotation, molecular function: G protein-coupled receptor activity. The record is from RefSeq and is a predicted model, not a curated record. Bases 50 to 1144 code for a protein of 364 amino acids. The transcript has 6 exons. Lineage: Eukaryota; Metazoa; Chordata; Mammalia; Pholidota; Manidae.